Apodemus sylvaticus (European woodmouse) is the source of this 1980-nucleotide messenger RNA. It is a transcript of the gene Ube2g2, whose product is annotated as ubiquitin conjugating enzyme E2 G2. Gene Ontology annotation, cellular component: endoplasmic reticulum; cytosol. The transcript is spliced from 6 exons. NCBI's taxonomy places the organism in Eukaryota, Metazoa, Chordata, Mammalia, Rodentia, Muridae. Bases 84 to 581 code for a protein of 165 amino acids. The record is from RefSeq and is a predicted model, not a curated record.
ACCCGGAAGUAGCCGUGGGCGUCGGAGCGGGCGGGCGGGACCGGCGCGGAUGUGGCGAGGCUGCUGAACGCAGGUUCCGCGGUAUGGCGGGGACGGCGUUGAAGAGGCUGAUGGCCGAGUAUAAGCAAUUAACCCUGAAUCCUCCAGAAGGAAUUGUGGCAGGCCCCAUGAAUGAAGAGAACUUUUUUGAAUGGGAGGCAUUGAUCAUGGGCCCUGAAGACACUUGCUUCGAGUUUGGUGUUUUUCCCGCCAUCCUGAGCUUCCCACUUGACUACCCCUUGAGUCCUCCGAAAAUGAGAUUCACCUGUGAGAUGUUCCACCCUAACAUCUAUCCUGAUGGCAGAGUCUGCAUCUCCAUCCUGCACGCUCCCGGUGAUGACCCCAUGGGCUACGAGAGCAGUGCCGAGCGGUGGAGCCCAGUGCAGAGUGUGGAGAAGAUCCUGCUCUCCGUGGUGAGCAUGCUGGCAGAGCCCAACGAUGAGAGCGGAGCAAACGUCGAUGCUUCCAAGAUGUGGCGGGACGACCGCGAACAGUUCUACAAGAUCGCCAAGCAGGUUGUGCAGAAGUCUCUGGGGCUCUGAGGCCACCCCGUGCGCAGCCGGUGCUGUCCUUGAGAGCACGCGGUGACAGUGCUGCCACGCCAACACCAACACAGGCAGCUGCAGAGCCACAGGCCCCAUUGUUUCUUCCUCCACCCCUGCCCGGCGGCUCCCCUGAGAUCAUGACUGGGAUAACGACAGCCACUGCGCUGCGAGACUCCUCCUGCCUGCCGCGCCCGGGGCCAGGCUGUCCUCACUACCUCUCCCAGCCACGGUCGGGUCCUCAGCUCUGCUCCUUCUGCAGUGCUGAUGACCUGUUCUUCCUGUCGUCUGCCAGGGACUGGAUACCAGUGCUGCUCCUUCUGAGGACAUGGGGCCUUGGAAAAAGCAGUGCAAGCCUGUUGUCCCUGCCUCUCAGUUCCCUGGUGUCCCGGGAAGCAUUCUGAGCUUCUUUUGACACUUUGCACUUAGAAGCCUAGGUUGCCUUUGGCGUGGUGACAGAGGCUUGCUGUGUGCGCCACAGUUGUCACCAUAGCCCCUUCCAGGGGAUGCUUUGUAAGUGGGUUCAUGAGGAGGGGGCGUGGCUCGGCAAGACUGCUACUUUUUCUGGUUGCAUGCAUGUCUGAGUUAGCGGUGCACACGCCAGGCGGGACUGCCAGAGCUGUGGUGUGGGCUCCUGCGGGGCUCUGCAUACUCACCUUGGCCGCACCAGGUUCGGCUCUUGGAUCAAACUGUUCUUCGCUGUCAGGGCUGGAAGGGGAUCUGCCACUAGGUGCUCAGCAGAGGAGCUCCUUCUGAACUGGACGGGCUGGCAAGCUGCUGUGUGCACCAGGGGUGGGGGGCCUGUCAGCAGCAGGCCCGGGCAGCAGGCCCGAGCAGACCCCACAAGCAAUAACAGAUCCGAGUGGAAGGGGAUGCUUGGCCUUUUCUAAACAGGUUACAUUUGAACACGAGUUUCUAUUUUUAGAAUGCAGCUUCUCUGGGGAGUGCGCAGAUCUCACCGCGCCUCGUCUGCUUCUGUCCCACGCCCACAUGUCAGUGGCCAGCACUGCAUGUUUCAUGGUGUUAGCAGUUCCCAGCUCUGGGGCUCCAGAGGGCAGUGUGGGGACCUGUGCUUUCCUUCCCUGGGGACUUCCAUCCAUUUGAAAUGCAAGAGGUGCAGGGAGGGAAUUGUACCGAAAUAGUAUUGUAGGCUACUGAGAUGAAGGCCUCUCUGUGCGGGUGUGGUCUGGGUGGGGACUGUCCACGCACAGAGUGGCCGCGGGGCGUGUCGCCAUCCUCGGGCCUCCCUGGCAACUGGGGGAGGAAGAGAGGCAGUCUCUUUGCAAAACAAAGUAUUUUUAUUCAUUUGUAUUUAUUAAAUGAAAAAAAAAUUCUCUGGUGUUCCUCUUCUGAGGUGGACUUUACUUGCUGUUAAAUAAACUGUGUACCUGUCCUCACA